Schistosoma curassoni is the source of this 6167-nucleotide messenger RNA. NCBI's taxonomy places the organism in Eukaryota, Metazoa, Platyhelminthes, Trematoda, Strigeidida, Schistosomatidae. The record is from the annotation of a GenBank genome assembly.
GAAAACUCAGCAAACUAUUAUUUAACAGAGGAAUCAGUUGAAAGCAAUUAGCAACAACGCUACCGUAAGAUCAAAACAAUGUGAAAACUGGAAUCAAGAGCUUGUAGACUAGGUUUUCGAAUGGGGUGAAAUAUUGAGCUUUGAAUUGUUGGUGUUUAUUGGCUUGCCGCUGUGGUCACUACUUGACGUUUGGGCGGAUUGUCAUCUAACUUUUUCUUGGUGAUUUGUAUCAGUUAGGUGGAGUUUCGAGUUUUUUUAUUAUAAUUAAAUCGUAGUAAAGUAACGUUUUUAUGGUCUAAGUGUGUUUCAGUGAACGGAGUUCUCUGAGCUUGUAUGAUUGAUGAUUUUCUGAAUUUGCUUUCAAAGUAUGCUAGUUCGUCUGUGACCUCAUUCAAAAUGAUAUUCACCCAUUGGAAGUUUUGUAGCAGCCUAGAUAGGAAGAUGUUGUUCUUUGGACCUUUGUUCGCCGUAAUGUUCUCCGAUUGUCGUUGUGGAGCCACUUGGGGAGAUUAAGUAUUAUCUUUGCCCAGUGGUUAAAUAUCUUCUCUUAAAUAUAGUUAUUUCAAGCUAUUUGCGUGGUAUUGGAACGUCGUUGUAGAACAUUGGUGUCAUCUCAACACUAAUUCACACUGUACGGAGUAAAUAGAUUGUACUGAAGGAAUAGUAACUAAUUCCCAUUUUGUCGUGGUUUCGGUCUUAUGUACUUCCGUGUUCCUCCAUCCUGAUAUCGUUUACGAGAUCUGGUUAUGCCUUUCACUAGAUAAAACUUGUUCAUUGAGUAGCCUGAGUUUGUGUUGCUCCUGCACGAUUUUUUCGGAAUAAAGAGUUAGAGGGAUAGCACGAAACUAACACUGACGUGUAUACAGUAACUGAAGCAGUAGGUGUUUGUAGAUUCAUACCGUUAAAGAUCUUAAACAUUGAAGUAACUACCUAUCUUUUGAGACGGCUAUUUAGGAAAUUCUGAGAUUGUUCUCUACAUCCAAACAUCGACAGGUGUUUUAAGGUCAGUGGAUGAAGUAAAAAUUCGGUCGCAUAGCAUUUUGUAAAACUUUAUCCACAAAACUCUGAGGGGAACCUUUACUCAGUUUUACUUACUUCUUGGGUGUCUUCGAUGCAUGACAAAUAACCUCAGGAUAAUUAUAUGGAAUAAUCUUUCCAGCACCGUAUUUCGAUACGUUAGCAGCAACGAAAGUAUUUAAUCGUAGAACAAUUGAAAAACUGACACAGACUGACCCCUAAGCUGCUGAUCAACUCCAAAUCUUACACGCAAAAAGUAGGUUGGAGCUGCGAACUUGAUAUUUUACGUUUUAUGAUAUCAAAACGGAAGGAAAUAAAAGGUCCAUAAGUCAGCAAACAUUUCGUUAGAGUUAGGAGUUUGGAGACGUUCCAAUUUGUUGGGAAUAUUUUUGUGUCAAACAAAUCAUUUGUCUUUGGUUUCUUUCUUGUACGGAGUCUUAUUUGAUUCAUAUGGCUUACCAACUAAAAAAACUAAGUUUUAGCUGGUACAGAAAAGACUUGAUAACAGUCGGUAUUCAGUACCUGUAUCAGAGUAAUUUACGUUCCUCCACUUAUCAAUAAGACCCAUUGUGGUAGUUUAAAACUCAUUUUAAAUCAAAGCCAUUCGAAGAACACAUGUUUUGCUCUAAUCACACAGACGUUUUAGUGGAAGUAGUACGCGACAAUCUUGUUUCAGUGAAUAUAACCUCUCUUUAUUUUUGUGUGUGAUUGUAUCAAGAGAAGGAACAUAGACCAUUUUAGUAAAUUGUAUUCACUUCAACAGUUUUGAGAUAUGCACGAGUUAUGAGCUUAGUCUGUUGUUUCUCAGUGGAACUGAACUUUAGAGUUUGCACCAUAGGCAGAAUAUCAUUAUUCACUGGCUUGUUUGGUCUGACGAAUGCCACUUAAAAAUAAGAAGUACUGGCAUUUACUAAGCAUAGAAUAAUGAAUGUUGUUAUUAGACGCUAUAUUGUAACUCGCAUAUCUCUCCAACUUUAGGUUUUAUGUGGUCUGGUUCCAAGUUAAUUAAAAAUAAAAGCCAAAACUGAAGUACAUGAAGCAGGGUUAGAACUAAAAACUUAUUAAAGUCGGACACCUUAAGCAGUAAGCCGCCGUUCCAUAUAGAUCAUAUUAAUGAUUUUAAAGGGGCAUUUGAUAACAUAUACAGCUAAAUGGUGGUUUCCGUAUUUUGUUUUUCAGCGUUUUUUUGUUUACUUUGCUUUAUCCAGUUAUCGUUUCCGUGGGGAAUAAAACCUUAUCGCUUCAUUUUUACGGUAAUUUAUUUCCUACUCAGAUGAGUGUAGCUAUAGAAACAGAAUAAGUGACAAUUCAUGUCGCUGCAUAUAUGUGCUUGAUCCCACGUUGUAGCUGACUGACAUGUCGCUGACACAUACAUGUACUGUUUCAUAUUUUGAGAUUAUUGUACAGCCCUUGUUCAUUUACCAGUUUAAGUCAUAUCCACAUAUUUACUGAUCCCACAUUGUUUGUGACUAACUUCCAAAUGCUAUACGCCUUUUACCACAUUUCUUACCCAUUCUUAUUUUUUAAUAUUACAAGUCUUCCGACCCUUGUUUUCCCUCUUGGUAAUACUCUCAAGUCAAGUAGCAUGAAUAAUUGCUUUACUGCACCAGCUCUUUUGCUGUACUAUUUAAAAUAUCGUUGAUUCAACGCUUUUUGCACUAGUGGUCUACAGUUGGUCACGUAACUUUUUUAUUUCAGAUGCCGGCUCCAAAGCGGUUGCGAGAGUUGGUGAGAGACAUUAGAUCUGCUCGAACUGCUGCUGAAGAACGGGCAAUCGUAAACAGGGAGUGUGCUUUAAUUAGAGAUAGUUUUCGGGAAGAAAAUAACACUUACAGAUGUCGUAAUGUGGCCAAAUUAUUAUACAUUCACAUGUUGGGUUACCCAGCACAUUUCGGUCAGCUCGAAUGCUUAAAACUGGUUGCUUCUCCACGUUUCACCGAUAAAAGAGUUGGUUAUUUGGGCGCAAUGCUUCUACUUGAUGAACGAACUGAUGUACACCUUCUAGUUACAAAUUCCUUAAAAAAUGAUUUAAAUCAUCCUACUCCAUAUGUUGUUAGUUUGGCUCUAUGCACUUUGGGAAGUAUAUGCUCUGCUGAAAUGAGCAGAGAUCUAGCCGGUGAAGUUGAGCGACUAAUACGAUCAUCAAAUGCUUACAUAAAAAAGAAGGCGGCAUUAUGUGCCUUUCAAAUAAUCCGAAAGGUACCUGAUCUCAUGGAAAUGUUUAUACCAUGUACACGUUCUCUUCUUUCCGAAAAAAAUCAUGGAGUCUUAUUGGCUACCAUUUGUUUAAUUCAAGAAAUGUGUGAACGUAGUCCGGAUACUUUGAAUUACUUUCGCAAGCAAUUAGUUCCAACACUAGUACGUACUUUGAAGAAUCUCAUUAUGACGGGUUAUUCCCCUGAUCACGACGUUAAUAAAAUAAGUGACCCAUUUCUGCAGGUGAAAAUACUGAGGCUCAUGCGUGUUCUAGGUCAUGGUGAUAAAGCUGCCAGUGAAGCAAUGAAUGAUAUUCUAGCUCAAGUUGCUACAAAUACUGAGACGAGUAAAAAUGUUGGUCAUGCGAUUCUCUAUGAAAUCGUGUUAACAAUAAUGGGAAUAGAAUCAGAUCCAGGAUUGCGAGUUCUUGCCAUAAAUAUUUUGGGUCGGUUUCUACUAAAUACUGACAAAGACAUUCGCUACGUCGCUCUCAAUACUUUGUUGAGAGUUGUGCAUGCUGAUUCUAAAGCUGUACAGAGACACAGAUUGACAAUAUUGGACUGUUUGAAGGAUCCUGAUGUUUCGAUACAAAGGCGUGCUAUCGAUUUAUGCUUUGCAUUAACAAAUCAUACGAAUGUUUGUUCAAUGGCCAAGGAACUUCUACUUUAUUUACAAAGUUGUGAUAAUGAAUUCAAAGGAGAUGUUUGUUCAAAUAUCUCAAUAGCAGCCGAGAAAUAUGCUCCAAAUAAAAGGUGGCAUGUAGACACCAUGAUGAAAUUGUUAACCACCGCUGGAAACUAUGCUCGGGAUGAUGUCGUCUCAUCUCUGGUUAGCCUGAUUUCUCAAAAUCCUAGUCUACAUGCGUACGCUACCGUUCAGCUAUUCAGUGCUAUGAAUGGAGCCAUGUCUCAACAACCUUUGGUUCAGGUAGCGUGUUGGACAAUCGGGGAAUAUGGUGAUUUGUUGGUUUCGCCAGAACCUUCUGAAGAUAUUCCGAACCCAGUUACUGAAUUAGAAUUGAUUGCUGUGUUACAGCGUGCUCUAGUUAGUGUGACAUCGACAGUGCAAACAAAACAAAUGGUUGUAAACACACUUGUUAAACUAACCACCCGUUUUACUCCAACACAUUUAGAAAAACUAAAAGAGCUCAUUAAGUUUUAUUCGACUAAUGUGAAUCUGGAGCUGCAACAGCGUUCUGUUGAAUACAGCAAAAUUUGCUCGCAACCUAUAAGUAUUCGUAGUGGUUUGCUUGAUUGUAUGCCAGUACUACCAACAAAUGCUUUGUCUGGAACUUCGAAUCCAGAUAACUUGAGUCGUGGAAUUAAUGAAGGUGAUGGUGUCGAAACUGAAGAAGGUAACAUAGGAGCUGCAAAAACUCUGUCAGUUAAUGGCUCAACUAAUCAGUCUCAGUCGCUUACCAUUUUCGAUUUAUUGGGUCCAGAAAGCGAAUCGGAUUCUCACAUGACUCAAAACGCAACCACGAAUCAUUCUGAUACUGGGACUAAUUUACUAGAUCUUCUUGAUGUAUUUGCUCCAUCUGAAAUGACAGUGUCUAGCAAUACUCAAAAUGCAACAGGAUUUUCAAGUGAUUUAUUUGGCACUAAAAAUGGUUUUGGUGCCUCUAUUAUUCAGCCUGCUCCUCAGCCUUCUGUCUUGGAUUUCAACUUUGUCAAUGAUUCUGGUCCAGGUUUGACAAAUCAAGUCCCGUCAGUUCCUUCCAUCACGAUAUACAAUUCGAAUGAGAUAAGAAUUGUAUUCAACUUCGUGCCUUCCGCUGUAUUAGAUGGUCAUUUUAACAUAAUUACUAUCCAGUUAGUGGCAACUACUACGAGUCUUCAGCCAAUUGAUUCUUUUGAAUUCCAGGCUGCUGUGCCCAAAUCUUGCCAGUUACAGCUUUUUCCACCAUCAUCUAGUUCUAUUCUAUGUGGCCCUAACUCUACUCCACUAACACAAGUGUUGAAGCUUGGCGUUCCACCGAAGGUACGUCCACGUAUGAAGAUUCGUUUGCAGUUUGUCAAAAACGGUGAGACAAAAACGGACGAGUUUCAACUCGACGAGUUCCCACAAGUAUUGUGGCAGUAAUAUUUGGAGAAUUCUCUAUGAACUAAAAAAACCCAUUCAUGAACCCUCAAGUCUAACCCAAAAUAAAUGGGGAGUUAAUCUUAUUCUGGCUGUGCUUAAUCGUGUAUUUCUGCGAAAAUAAUUAAUAUGUUGUUUUUUGUUUGUAUAAAAUGUUAUGUAUACCCAAGACUGUUUAUUGAAACUGCCACAGUGCCUCCAUUGUUUCUUGUUAUCAAUUUUCCACCAGCUUCACAUCCUAAUAUCAUGUAACUCGAAUUUUUGCAUAUCGUUCCGGCAAGAGUAACAAAUAAACCCGAUAUGCAAAUUUUCACUGUCUUGCUACUACCGAUCUUGGGAUAAAUUUGAUUUCUUUUAUCUUUGAUACACUUGUUUUUUGUUUAUGUCAAAAUCUCAUGUUUUUGCAUCUUAUUUGUCUGUUUCAUCAUGUUUAAUGGUUUCUUUUGUAUCAGAAGUAUUUUAUUUUAGCUGACAGUUACAGGUGUGCUUACAAUUAAUAUUUCAACAUUCCGACUGUUUUCAUGAUCAGAUGUAACAGACUAUUUCUUUGGGUAAAAUAAAGAUUGACUGAUCGACUACUUUUCUGAAAAGUAUCAGUUUGAAUCGGAAUUCAUUGUCAGUAACUCUCAUGAAUUCUAUUGUGUUUGCUGAUAAAACUUUCCAUGUUGAAUCAGACUUUCUUUUAUGCACGAAUAAUAUUUUGAAUUCUCCGUAUUAUAGUCUUGUUUUUUCUGUGAUGCAAUUAUUCUGUUCAUUAUUUUACAAUUAAUUGGUUUAAAAAGGUAUAUUAUUGUGAAACGUAAAGUUCAAUAUAGGUGUUCAUUCAGUUUUUUUCAAUUAUAUUGUUUGCAAGCAAUUACACCUUGUAGUUAUGA